This is a messenger RNA of Ciona intestinalis (vase tunicate), 1866 nucleotides long. RefSeq names its product TBC1 domain family member 19. The record is from RefSeq and is a predicted model, not a curated record. Lineage: Eukaryota; Metazoa; Chordata; Ascidiacea; Phlebobranchia; Cionidae.
UAGGUGCUAUAAGCCGCUUUAUUUUCGAGUAUUGCAACAUAAUGUAAUAAUAGGAUGGCUAGCAAUAAUGUAAGUGAGGUUGCCGCCUUAAUAACAGAAAUUAUUUGCAACCUAAAUGGCAGCACUCUACAGGCACAACUAAAACGUGCAGCUCAGAAAGAGGUAGAAAAGCCCACAGUCACAUCUGCCACUCUGAAAUCGGAUAUCAUUAGUUCAUUAAAAACAUCGGGGUGGGAAAAAAUCUUACGGAAUGAAAUCUACAAGCAAAUAAACUGUAUUCCAAAAUGCUUUGAUAGCUCUAUCCCUUUUGAAUGUCAGAAAGAACCUCUUAUGUAUAUGAGGAAAGCUCAAGCAAAUUGGGAGAAGCGAAUAUUAAAGAGUAUGAACAGCAUGUGCACUGAACUAAGCAUUCCUCUUGCUCGUAAACGACCCGCUGAUGAACAAAGAGAUUUACUUCAUAAAUGGAAUGAAAUGGGAACAGAUGAGCCAGAUUUAAGCCACUUUCGGCCUGUCUAUGCUCCAAAAGAUUUCUUGGAAGUUAUUUCAAGUGUCAGAAAUCCCAACUAUCGUAGUUUGUAUGGUCAUGAAUCUGAAGAAUAUCCUGAAGUAUGUAGUGAACACUGGGGUCUUAUACAAGUCCCAUUGGAAGUCCCUAAACUUACAGAACUGCAAGCGAAAUUCUCAGAGUUUUGUUCCAGCCUUCCACAAGGAGGGAUUGAUGACAGUGUUGAUGCCCCAACAGAAUCCUUUCAAAAUGAAAGGAACAGAAUAGCAAGGAGAGUAUUAGAUGAAAAACGUGGAGUGCUAGCCCAACAUUUCUGCAGACGAGGUUGUCCGAGUGGUAAUCGUGCCGAAAUGUGGCAACUCGCACUAGGUGUCACUGUGGAUCACUUGGCGAUAUUAAAGUACGACCAACUGAAAGGUUAUGUUCUGCAACAUGAUCUACUGGUUGACAGUUUAAUUUACAAGGACGUUAAACUGACUUCUGUGAAUGAUGAUUAUUACUUUGUGUUCGAGGAUUAUUUGUAUCAAGUAUUGCUUGUGUUUUCAAGGGACACGACUGUACUGGAUCACUUUGUGCACAGUAGUGCUUCACCCCCUAAGUCUUAUAUUAGAGGAAAGCUUGGUCUUGAAGAAUUUUCUGUUAUCUAUCCUCCUAAUGGUGUAAUUCCUUUCCAUGGUUUCUCCAUGUAUGCUACACCAUUAUGUUAUCUCUACUCAGAACCUAUUCGACUUUAUUACAUGUUUCGUGAGAUGUAUACGAGAUAUUUUCACAGGUUACAUUCAAUAUCUUCACACCCCCAGGGCAUCAUAUCACUGUGUUUGUUAUUUGAAUCAACCUUACAAUCCACUCAUCCAAGGUUAUUUCGGCAUCUUCAAGAAAUAGGGUGCCAACCUUUAAAAAUUGCGUUUAAAUGGUUGGUUCGUGCGUUUUCUGGUUACCUGGCAACUGAACAACUCCUGUUACUAUGGGAUCGUAUCAUUGGAUACGGAAGUUUGCUCAUUCUUCCUCUUCUUGCUGUUGCUAUUUUCCUCUUCCGUCAAUCAAACCUUCUUCUCAUAACAUCUGCAAGUGGUGUUGAGGGUUCCUUAGCAGACAUUACGACACUACAUGUUGUUCCACUGUUACAACUCAUACUCUUCCCAACUUAAAGAGUUUUAGUUUUUACAGGGUUAGGCAAGGACAAACACUUCAUUCAAAGUGUUGAAGUCGACCUCACAACAGAUACCCACUGUGCCAUACUUCAUUGUACUUUAUUAUUCUUAGCAUUCUCCAGAAACGCAGAAUCGAAAGAUGGCUUUAACGUAUACACGCUUAUAUAGAAGAUGUUUUAAAAUAUAAUUAACGCCAAAGCACCGGUUCAA